Messenger RNA from Macadamia integrifolia, 2175 nucleotides. RefSeq names its product F-box/WD-40 repeat-containing protein At3g52030. The transcript has 9 exons. The record is from RefSeq and is a predicted model, not a curated record. NCBI's taxonomy places the organism in Eukaryota, Viridiplantae, Streptophyta, Magnoliopsida, Proteales, Proteaceae. Gene Ontology annotation, molecular function: protein binding. The coding region runs from base 364 to 1653 and encodes 429 amino acids.
GCCAGUCAAUAUAUAGAAACCCUAGAAUCGGUUCCUCCAAUCUGAAAACCCAGCGAUUCAGUGAGGAAAACUUUGUAAUCGAUUGUUGGAUCUUGAACGUUCGAAAUGAGGAUCAAUUAUGCCGAUCCAAAUUCGCCGAUUGGAUCAAUUCGAUUCCGAUCUUUGAAACAGUGGUAGGAAGAGGGAACUAGCGAGUGGCGUCUAUGUCUGUCAUGGGACCUCGCUCCGGUCUCUAGUCUCUAUUCUUUGGCAAUCGGACAUCUCUCUCUUUCUUAAUCUUCUUACGGUUGUUCUCCGAACUCCAAAGUUUUUGGAGUCUCGGUGGGAACUGGGAACUGGGAACUGGGAACUUGGGAGGCAGCGAUGGAACCGAAGAAGCAGGCGUUGAAUAAGAAGAGUAGCAGCAGCACAAGAGCGAGAAGUAUUCAGUCCCUUGACUCCGACCUUCUGUGCAAGAUCUUCUCACUUGUCGACCCUUUCGAUCUCGCCCGUUGUUCCACUGUUUGUAAAUUCUGGCACAAUGUCAUCAAUACAUCUAAUAUAUUGAAGGUUCUAUAUUACAAGCAGCAACAUGGUUCAAUGCAUCAUUCCAAUCUAUCUGCUCGUCCGGAAACAUCACUGCAGAAGCACCUUGAGAGUCUUGCUAUGGAACAGCAUAAGCUAUCCUUACAGAAGGGUUUUGUUUCUGUUGAUCAAUGGAAGGGUCACGCUGCUGGGGUUGAACAGUGCCGAAUGAAGAUGGGCUUGAUUCUCACUGGUGUGGGGGAUAAGGUUAUGCGUAUCUGGUCAUCAGAAAGCUACAAGUGCUUGGAAGAAUAUCCUGUUCCGGACAAAUUCCCUUUAGUUGAUUUUGAUUUUGAUGAGAGCAAGAUUGUUGGUCUAAUUGGAACCCGUAUAUGCAUCUGGAGACGUCAUGGAGGAAGAAGUAUAUUUCCAUCACGUGAAGGCACAUUCACAAAUGGCUUAUGUAUGCGCUAUAUAGAUCCAGAGGCUGUUGUUGGAUGUGAGGAUGGGACAGUUCGUGUAUUUGACAUGUAUAGUAGGAAUUGUUCUCGAAUUAUCAGGACGCGUGCUGGUUCUGUAAUGUGCUUGGCUUUAACUGAUCAGCUAAUUCUUGGUGGCUCCUCUCUUGGAAGUAUUACAGUGGCUAGUCUUUCAUCUGGUGACUGUGUAGCGUCACUAAAGGCUACUUAUUCGACAGGCAGCAUUUGGAGCCUAUGUUUCAAUCCUCGUUCGCAUUUAGUAUUUUCAGGAUCAUCUGCUGGAUAUUCACAUUGCUGGGAUCUUAGAACAAUGAGACCACUUUGGGAAAAACGAGUUAGUCCAAAUGUUGUGUAUUCAUUACAACACCAGGCAAAUGAUACAUCAGUGUUAAUUGUCGGUGGAAUUGAUGGCGUGCUACGUACUCUUGACCAGAAUACUGGUGAAAUUCUUGCCAGCUAUGUGCUACAUGAAGGCAACAGAGCAACUUCCUCUGAAAACAGAUAUGGUGUUAUUGAAAGAAAGAAAGCCAUAAGGCUUUCAGAAGAUACCCUCAUUGACAGUGUCCCAAAGAACAUGCGACCUCCCAUUUCAUGUUUGGCUGUUGGAAUGAAGAAGGUUGUGACCACACACAGUGGCAAGCUCAUUAGGAUGUGGCGAUUCAAUAAAUAACCUGGAGGAGCUUUACUAUACCCUUGCUUCAUGGUCAACACCACCACAAAGUCAUCAAAUGAACAUGGAUGGAGCUUACCAUCUCCCUCGAGCAAGGGGGGGGGGUGCAAUUGGGUGGAUUCUUUGAUGCUAAUGCAAAAUGUUUUGAUGCAGCAGUAGGAUCCACAUUCAGAAUGGAGGUCUGGGCUUUGCGCUAAGGUUUAUGUACAGCCAGGCUCAAAGGGGGUGAAACAGUGCAGCCUAUUCAGGUGGAACUUUAUGCAAUUGGAGAAUUUCAAAAGUGGUCUUGGCAGUGGCUCGAAUUUUGUGGGGUUCAGUGUUGGCCUUAUUCCCAGAUCAGCAAAUAAGGCAGCUCAUCUGUUGGUGGGAAGGGAUUAGAUUUGGGUUGUAAUUUCCUUUUAUAAUGAUAUUAUGUCCCACUGUGAUUUUCUGUUGUUUUGGAUGAAGGAUGCUCUGGUUUAUAAUCCGAACACAUGUUUUGGGUGUUUUUAGUGAAUAAAUAAACAUUUUAGUUACUUUGAA